Messenger RNA from Danaus chrysippus (African queen), 8619 nucleotides. NCBI's taxonomy places the organism in Eukaryota, Metazoa, Arthropoda, Insecta, Lepidoptera, Nymphalidae. The record is from the annotation of a GenBank genome assembly.
AUGUACAGAAACAAAAAAGACGUAGACAAACACGUGGAAAGCUUGAUGCACAAAUUGUCAUCGAAAGACUUCAAAACAAGAGCCUGUUCCAUAGCACGCUUGUAUUACGACGUUGGAGAUUAUAGAAGUUGCCAGAAAUAUGUCGAACAGUAUCUUGGUGUCAAAUCCAAUAAUGCAGCAGCACAUAAACUUCUGGGACAGGCGUUUCAUAAACUUGGAGAAAAAAUGAAGGCAUUUGAACAAUAUACAAUUUCUUAUGAUUUAGAUCCAUCCCAAACUAUAACUCUUCUUGAUAUUUGUGAACUUCUGGCUAAUGAGGAGGGUAUUAUAAAUCUAGCUCGUGCAAAAUACUGGUGUGAAAAAGCUGAAGCUAUAUACCCCAAACAUCCCAUUACAUUCCGACUACGUGAAAGACUUUUAUCUGAUGCUAAUUCAGACCCCGAAGCAUUGGUGAAAUUAUUAAAAACUGAAUUAGAUGCAAGACCAAAAGAUGCAGUACUUCAUGGUAGACUGUUAAAACACUACUUACAGUCUAACAAAAUAACAGAGGCUUUUGACCAUAGCUGUGAUAUUGAAUUCAAAAAAAACUAUUUCUCUGAUAAUUAUGCUUGGUAUGAAUGUCUCUCUGAAGUAUUGAAAUAUAACAAUCUGAAACAAAACAACUGGUUAUACCAGUUGCUUUUAUUAACAGUCAGAGAAAGACUUUGUGUUUUGAGUUUAACUGAAGUUCCAAAUGCAUCUGGUAAGAAUUUGCUAGAAUGCAGUGAUCUUCUAAAUGCCUAUGAUCAAGCACUCGACAGUGUUGCCAAAUCUGGACAUGCUGAAGGCUUUGGUGAAUUUCAUACAAAUAUUUUACAACAUCACAGAGGACAAAUAGCAUUUCAUGCUGCAACAUUGUUACUUAAAAAAGCAAAAAAAAACCAAACCAAUUGGAGAGAGGCAAAGAAAUUUGUAACACCCUUAAUGUUAAUCGCUUGGCAAACAGUCCCACUUGAUUUAAAAGUGAACUGGCUAGUACAUGCUCCACAAAAACAACAAAAUGCGAUAAAAAGGUGGUAUGUGGAAGGAUCAUACAGAUGCUCCCAAUCUGGCCAUUAUUUACUAUCAAAUAUCCAAGAUAAAAGUCAAAUUAUCUUAGAUCAAAUAUCUGAAUUAUGCUCAGGAACAAAUUGGAAAGAUAAACUUUAUGAAAAUCUAUUUACAACGCCGGAUCAACUGUCAAAAAAGAACUCUUCCUAUUUAUUAUCCAAGCUAAUGACUAGUCCUGCACUAAGGUUGCCUAGGAAGGUUGAAGUCCAGGCAUAUGAUGAUGAUGCUCAGAGAGAGUAUCCCAGUAGUCUUCAUCACUUUGUCUGGAUGCUUUUAAAUUAUAAAAAUUAUGCUGAUUUCAAAUGCACACUGUUUGACAUGCUUACUCCCAAUAUGACUAGCUGUGGACCUGAGACCUUGAACAAAAUAGAUGUCUUAGCUUUCCUAUACACAAAUAUAACAGAUUUAUUAUGUUCCCUACCACAAAUUAAGUGGUGGGACUGUGCUUACAAAUUGAGUCAAAAUGAUUUAGGUUUUGAUCAUACAGAUAUCCGCUCAACAUUGAGUCGUGGUAUUGAAGUUAUAAGAUGUGUUGAUAAUCAUGGUAUAGAUCCAGAAUUACUUUGUAUGUUAGGUAGAAUUUUUAAUGAAAUUGCUGAUAAAUCAACAACUGUAGAUGAAAAAUCUAACUAUGAACAAAGGGCAUGUCUCUACUAUUCAUCUGCAAUUAACUUGCUUCAAAAAAUUAAAGGUAAGGUGACACUUAAGCUACCCGAUAAGAAGAUGUUUGACUACCCUCAGAGAGAAUAUGAGCCAAAGGAGUUAAAUAAAUUAUUAGAGGAAAGCAAGCUUUAUGUAGCCCAAUAUAAUUUUAAAGAAGGAGAAUUUGAGAAAGUGAUCGCAUUAUUGUCUAAUUCAAAAUCCCCAGAAGCCUAUUACCAACUAAGUCAGACAUAUAUGAAAAUCGCUAAGGAAGAAAAAAACUUGUCUAAGCAUUCAGAAAGUGAUAGCAAAUAUAGAAGUCUUUUAGAAAAGGCUAAGGCUUUUGCAUAUAAAGCACUUGAAAGAGUCAAGGAACAGGAUAUGUAUAAAACCAAGGCUCUAUAUGUAGAUAUUCAAGAACAUAUUGAAGAUCUAGAAAGUUGUCUCAAUAAAUGUUCAGAUCUUUCAGGGACACUUAUGAAUGAUGAGUCAUCUGAUGAAAAUAUUAGUGAUAUUGUCUCUUCGCGUGCUAAAUCUAGUGUUUAUCGAAACAUAAGUUCUACACCAAAACAGAUGUUAAGGCAUCCUCACAAUGUAAGUGCUACAAAUUAUCGUACUGCAACUGAUACUCACAUUUUGGAAAAUACGCAACUUGAUAAUUUGGUUUUGGAACGAAUAGAGAAUCAGAUUAAAAAUUUACAAAAAAGAGACUUCAAUAUUAAUAAUUUUAUGGAACAAACCAAGGAUUGGUUUGAUGAAAAUAAGAAAUUGAGCAAUCAAAUCAUGAAUACUAUUAAAACAAAUAUAGAUAACACUACUGAACAGUUCAAACUGCUUAAAUUAUCGGUAGAUCAAGUUAAAGAACAAAUAGAUGAAUGUAGAAGUGAAUGCAAGGAUGUAGUUGAUAUGAAGAAACAAAUUGCAGAAUUAAAAAAAGAAGUUAAUAAAUUAAAGAAAUCUUCAUCGGAACAAGGCAUUGAUGAAAAUGAUGUUUAUAAUAUAGAUGAUGACUAUAGAGCCAGUGAAAAUACGUCUUCAUUUGCUGCCCAACUUCCCUUUGCUGCACCACAGCCUUUUGGACCACCAUUCGCUCAACGUAUAGCCCCACCUUUCCCGAUGUCGUCUAAUCCAUACCAGUUCUAUGGACAAAAUUUAUAUAAUUUAUACAAUCAAUAUUCACAAAUUGCCCAGUCUUCUACUGUACCUGGAGGUCCGCCUUUAUUUGAUCCUACAAGAGCUCAUAUGAAUUAUCCAGGAGUAUUUCCAACACCAGACCAAAUGUAUCUUGAUGUCGCACAUCUCGUCCCUCCUACAAUACCUGCAGCUCCUGGCGUACCUCCCGUACAUAAUGUGCCUGCUGUUACUACCGUGGUUUCCACUUCAACUUCACAACCAUCCGCUGCGAUUCCAACAUCAAAAGCUAAACAUGAAGUAAAAGAUAGUAAUAAGAUUAUUCCAGCAAAUGUUGUGAUUACUUCUUCAGAUCCAUUACCGACAACGAUCUCCGCUCCUACACCAGUACUCAGUGUAACAAUACCGCAGAAACAUAUUAAAGGAAGUCCUCAUAAUUAUCAAAUUUCUAUGCCCACUUCCAAUGUGACAAAGGCAGUAUCACGCCCUGUUUUUACUUUUCCAACAACAAGUACAUCAACAAUUGCAGUAACACCAAUGACAACAAAUUGGAAUAUGAAAUCUAUAUUCAAACAGGAUAAUCCUAUAACCACGUCUACUGUGGCAAAUUCAUCAAAGGACACGUCGACGUGUGUCGUAGAUGGAAUUUUUUCUCAAUCCUCCCCAAAUACAAGUCUUAAUAAAUCCAGGACCUUAUCAGAAAAAAGUAAUACAUCUGUUGAAAAUUAUGAUCCCUGUCCAGAUUUUAAACCAAUUAUACCAUUACCAGCUGAAGUUAAAGUAACUACUGGCGAAGAAGAUGAAUCUGUGAUUUUUAAUGCUAGAGCAAAGCUUUUCCGUUUUGUAGAUAAACAGUGGAAGGAAAGGGGUAUAGGUGAAAUGAAAUUACUCAAACAUAAAGUUACAGGCAAAGUCAGAGUUCUAAUGAGAAGAGAACAAGUACAUAAAAUAUGUGCUAAUCAUAUCAUACUACCUGAAAUGGAAAUAAAGCCCAUGAAGAACGAAACCAAGGCGUACUUUUGGGUUGCAAAUGAUUUUGCCGAGGAAACUGUUAUUUUAGAAAAAUUCUGUAUCAAAUUUAAAACACCGGAACUAGCAAAAGAAUUUUACGAAACUUUUGAGAAAGCUCGAAAAGAUUCUGCAAUUGACGUAGUGUCUACGGAAAUAAAGACAGUACAACCAACCAAAAAUCAAAUUCCAAGCUCAACUAUUGUUACUGGAGGAAACGACGGAAAAACCGUUGUUGGAGGUUUUACAUUUAGCAGUAAACCAUCUUUUAAGACCGUAACUGAAGAUUCAAACACUCAGCCAAAAGUCACUGAGGCACCAACAAGUAAAGUCAAUGUUUUUACCGGUGUCACGUUUAAGACAGCAACUUCGUCACCUUUUUCGAAUUUAAGCACUACUACAAAUUUAACGAACACGGUCAAAACUCCGGAGAGCACAGUAACUUCUAGUAAAUUAAACAACUCCGACUUAGUCGAGGAAUUUGAACCAACAGUUGAUUUUAAGCCAGUGAUACCGCUUCCUGCUUUAGUAGAUCAAAAAACUGGUGAGGAAGAUGAAAUUGUUUUAUUCGAGUAUAGAGCGAAAUUAUUACGAUUUGAUGCGGCAAUAAAGGAAUGGAAGGAAAGAGGUCUUGGAAACAUAAAGCUCCUGUGCCAAAAAGAAAAUAACCAGAAACUACGGUUAUUAAUGCGAAGAGAACAGAUAAUGAAAGUGUGUUGUAAUCUCUCGGUUACAAAAGAAAUGGUAUUCCAAAAGAUGCCUAAUAUGGACAAAGCAGUAACGUUUUGUGGCAAAGAUUUUUCGGAGGGGGAGCUGGUUCCGGAAACAUUUUGCUUGCGUUUUAAAACAGUACAAGCUUGCGAUGAUUUUAUAAAUGCUGUUAAGACAGCUCAAUCAAAAAUAGGAGAGGACACAACAAAAGCCGUUAAGGAGGAGCAAAAUGCUGCCAAACAAAACAUUCAAGUUGGUUUCGGAGAAUUGUUUAAACCAAAACCAGGUUCUUGGGAGUGUAAAGAAUGCUUAAUACGAAAUGAAUCUGGAAAUGAUUACUGUUGUGCGUGUAAUAGUCCUAAAGAUCCAACUGCAAAGAAAGCUGAAAACAAAUUAGAGUCAGCAAAUACACCAAAAUUUAACUUUGGUAUUCCAUCUCAAGGUGCACAAACUGCAGUAAAUACGAGUGCAGCUACGACUAUUACCGGUUGGGGAGAUAAAUUUAAAGCGAGAGAAGGCACAUGGGAAUGUUCUCAGUGUUAUGUUAGAAACGAGGGUGCCAGUGAGCAUUGCACUGCCUGUAAUAAUCCUAAAAAUCAAGAUAUUUCAACCACCAAACCUGAAGUCAAGUUUACAUUUGGAAUCACGCCAAAGUCCAAUGAGGCAACAGGGCAAAACACAAAUAAUAUCCCAAAGUUUAGUUUUGGAAUUCCACAGGAGAAAACUGUUAGUUUCGGUAUCCCUACAGCAAAAAGUUCUAAUAUAUUCAAAGCUCCUGAGCAAACUAAAGAGAGUGAUGGUGUUCUAGAUCUAGGCAUUAAAAAAAAGGAUGAACAAAAUAUUACAGUCACUCCAACAAAACCUGCACUCUUACCAACUCCACAGACGAAUGUGACUCCAUUUGGCAAAGAAAGUGGUACUUUUGAAUUUUCUUUUAACCAGAAAAAUGUGACGAAGGGUAAAAGCCCGGUAAAAUCACCGAAAGAUAAGAAGGACAAUGAUAGUGACGACAAUGAAUAUGCCUCUGAAGAUGAGGGACAUCAUAUACAUUUUAGCCCAGUUAUUCCAAUGCCUGAUAAGAUAAAAGUUGUGACUGGAGAAGAAAAUGAAAUCGAAUUAUAUGGACACAGAGCGAAAUUAUUCAUCUUUUCUGGAUCAGAAUGGAAAGAACGCGGCAUAGGAAUUGUGAAAAUAUUAAAACAUAAAGAAACUGGCAAAUUAAGAGUGCUAAUGCGUCGGGAGCAAGUUCAUAAAAUAUGCCUGAAUCAUGCUCUUAAUAAAAAUAUCACUUACCAACCGAAAGAUGAAAAAUCCUGGUUCUUCUGCGCGAAUGACUUCAGUGAAGGAGAAAUUCUUCUUCAAAACUUCUCCCUCAGAUUCCAAAACAAAGAGAUUGCAUUACAAUUCAAGGAAGCAGUUGAUAAUGCUUUAAGUGGGACAUCUGAACCACCAAAAGUUGAUGCUGAUAGUAAGUUAAAUAAUUCUGAAGAUGUCGUUUUCGUAAAUGAAAUACAAGCAUCAAAUGAAGACAAGCAGAAAGCUAGGGAUCUUAUGCUACCUGAAAAUUUCUAUAACUAUGUAAAUAAGGAACCAUGUCAGGGAUGCAGAGGUUGUGAUGAUUCUGAUAAAAUUCCAGUAUCAAAUAUGGUGACAUCAAAAUCGAUAAAGACUGAUCCUGUAAGUUCAACUCCUCUGAAGACCUCAUCUCCAUCCAAUUAUCAGAGUCCAGUUAAUUCUUUGUAUGGUACUCCUACCAAUCUCGACCGAACAAUUGAUACUACUGUGUUUAGAACACCUUUAGGAGCUAUUGGGUCAAAUACGUCUUCUGUUUUUGCUAACUCGGCUAACAACAGUGUUGUUGAAAAAGACUCGCCUGAUAAAGAAAAUACUUUGACUAACAGUUCAAGUUCAGAAAACUCACAAAAUCCAGCGACAGUUAUUAGCGGCAGUCAAGAUUCCUCCUUGUCGGUCAACUUAUCAACCACAAAGUCUUGGAUUUUGGCUCCACCAAAAUUAAGUGUACCAAAUAAAGAAGAGUCUAAAAAUGUGUUUGGUUUAUCUCUGUUUGGUGAUAAGAAAUCUGCAUCCUGUGAGAACAAAUCUAUAUUUGGCAGCAGUGGGGUUUCAACAAACAAAUCAAUAUUUGGAUUUAAUCUACAAAACAAUAAGAGUGAUACACAAUCGUCUGAGAGUGGCUCCAUAUUUUCAUCUGACAAGCCCGUUAAUUUAUUCAGCAGCUCUUCAAGUGGAAGUAUAUUUGGGCCCGCAGCCUUAAAAUCUAACCAGUCGGGUCCUCCAACGGGAUUUUUCUCUUCUGUUGGUACAUUCACCUUUGGUUCACAGAACAAAGAACUAAUCUUUGGUGCAAAGCCUGCAGAUGCUACUGCUUCUGAAAAAAAUACUACAAAUAUCAAGGAUACUUCUCCCAGUGAAACACACGAUUCAAAGAAGGAUACACCUAAAGAAGAAAAAAGCGUGUCUGAUAAUGCUCUCUUCAAAGCGGACAAUGCUUCAUUUUCGGCAUUAUCGUCGAGUGGUCCUGGAUUUAACCUCAAAAAACAAGCUAAUUUCCAGUGGGAAGGUGCUGGCCAACAACUUUUCUCAAGCAUGACUAAAAAAAGUGGUAAUUCUGGAAAUACAAAUGACGACUCCGGGGCGGCUGAGGAGGAGUAUGACCCACAUUACGAACCGAUCGUGCCUCUACCCGACAAAAUCGUAGUCACAACGGGUGAAGAAGAUGAGCCUUUAUUUCCAUCAUUAUACUUAAAGGAAAAACUGUUCGGGGAACGCUGCAAACUUUACCGCUUCGAUGAAAAAACGAGAGAGUGGAAGGAGCGCGGUGUUGGAGAAAUGAAACUCUUAUAUCACCCUGAAAAGAAAAGCUACAGGUUACUGUUACGAAGAGAGCAGGUGUACAAAGCUGUGCUGAACAUGCUGCUGUUCAUGGACCUGCAGCUGUUGCCGACGAAGAACUCGGAGACCUCCUGGACGUGGGCUGGAAGGAACUACGCUGAGAGCAGUGGAGAUCAAGAGACGUUGGCUGCUAAGUUUAAGAACGUGACCAUCUCCACCGCCUUCUACAACAAGGUCACGGAGUGUGUGAGGAAACUACAAGCUGCAGCAGCGGAAGCGAUAAGACAAGAGAAAGACAAACAAGAAACAGAUACUAGUGAUGGAAUCACACCGCUACGACUACCAAAACACUUGACGGAGUCCUCGCGCGCAGACAGUUCUUUGGUUGCCUCAUCAUCACAAUCAGUACAAGAAGGAAAUAGAAGAGAAAGUUCCCAAACAGAUAACCAACAAAACGGCCAAGUCAGCAGCUCACAAGAAGCUAAUGAAUCGUUAAAACAAGUACACUUUGAAGAAGAUCAAGUUGAUUACGACGAUUGUAAUUAUGAUCAAGAGGACUACAACGAACAUUCCGGUGGAUAUUAUAAUGAGGAUGAAGAGACAGCUAUGUAUUUCCCUUGCAAGGCGGUGAUUCGUCGUGGAGAUGAGAUCACUUCAUGUGAGGACACACACGUGCAGGUCUCCUUCGACCAAGACGUCUGCUCGCCCAAGGUCAUGGUCACGGACACCAACACAGGGGAAAUACUCGCUGACAUGCUCAUACACGCAGACACUGAGUUCCAGUUGAACGACGAGUCGUGUUCGUGGACCGGCAUGGACUACACCAGUAAUGUAUCCGUAGAGAAGACAGUCACCAUAACAUUUGCUGACUCCAACCUCGCUUUGGAGUUCUACGACCUGUGUGAGGAAACCCCCAGUGAUGGAGCUGAGACCGAUAUAAUUAGAUUUCAAAGGGAAGAAUUGUUUAAACAUAAUGCAUUGCGUGAUUGCAAACAAAAACUUACUGUCACCGUUAAAGCGUGUAGUGAACCCGGUCAAGAUUCAGGAGACGAAUAUAUACCGAUAGAACAUGUUCUGGGAGCUAAUAGAAAACGUAUACGUCUGCUUCAUCCUUACGUUUUAAGGUUACAGAGACAACUGCCCUUCCAAGUUUACAAACUACGAAGAAUAGAUGUGGGUAUUUAA